Penicillium malachiteum is the source of this 2754-nucleotide messenger RNA. Its product is annotated as putative mRNA splicing factor RNA helicase (Prp16). Gene Ontology annotation, cellular component: spliceosomal complex; intracellular anatomical structure. The transcript has 3 exons. Gene Ontology annotation, biological process: mRNA splicing, via spliceosome. The record is from RefSeq and is a predicted model, not a curated record. The coding region runs from base 1 to 2754 and encodes 917 amino acids. NCBI's taxonomy places the organism in Eukaryota, Fungi, Ascomycota, Eurotiomycetes, Eurotiales, Aspergillaceae. Gene Ontology annotation, molecular function: RNA binding; ATP binding.
AUGCCUCGUGAAGAUAUGGGCCCUCCGGCCAAACGACAGAAGGGGGACUCGCACCUCCCACAUCAAAUCCGAGAUGCCAGGCGCAAAGAAAAUGACGACUGGGAGACAAAUCGCAUGCUCACAUCGGGUAUUGCGCAGAGACGAAACAUGGAAGGGGAAUUUAUGCCAGAUGAUGAAGAGGCAACCCGAGUUCACCUGCUGGUCCACGACCUUCGACCACCGUUCCUCGACGGCCGUACCAUCUUCACGAAGCAGCUGGAGCCAAUUUCCGCCGUUCGAGACCCGCAGAGUGACAUGGCAGUGUUCAGUCGGAAGGGGAGUAAGGUUGUCCGGGAACGUCGGCAACAGCGCGAGCGUCAAAAGCAAGCUCAGGAAGCUACGAAUAUGGCCGGUACAGCCCUAGGAAAUCUGAUGGGUGUCAAGGAGGACGAGGGCGAUAGUGCCGUUGCUAUGCCUGUGGAGGAAGUAUACAAAAGUAGAGGAAACAAGUUUUCGAAACACCUGAAAAAGGAUGAGGGCGGUGCCAGCGCUUUCAGUAAGAGCAAAACAUUGCGCGAACAGCGAGAGUAUCUCCCUGCAUUUGCAGUGCGUGAGGAUCUACUACGAGUCAUUCGAGACAAUCAGGUUGUGAUUGUGGUCGGUGAAACAGGCUCAGGAAAGACUACUCAAUUAACGCAAUUUCUCCAUGAGGACGGUUACUCGAAGCAAGGCAUGAUCGGAUGUACACAGCCUCGUCGCGUGGCGGCCAUGAGUGUUGCGAAACGUGUCAGCGAGGAAAUGGAGGUGGACUUGGGAGGAACUGUGGGAUAUGCUAUUCGUUUUGAAGACUGCACCAGUGAUGAAACAGUGAUCAAAUAUAUGACGGACGGUGUUCUUCUACGAGAGUCCCUAACACAAAAUGACCUAGAUAAAUACUCUUGCAUUAUCAUGGACGAAGCACACGAGCGUGCCUUGAACACCGAUGUCUUGAUGGGACUUCUCAAAAAGGUCCUAGCACGCCGAAGAGAUCUCAAGCUAAUUGUUACAUCUGCGACCAUGAACUCCGAACGGUUUUCACGCUUUUACGGCGGAGCUCCAGAAUUUAUCAUUCCCGGUCGAACAUUCCCGGUCGAUACCCAUUUCUCCCGCACCCCCUGUGAAGAUUAUGUGGACAGUGCAGUCAAGCAGGUCUUGGCCAUCCACGUUUCUCAAGGAGCAGGCGAUAUCCUUGUUUUCAUGACAGGUCAAGAGGACAUUGAAGCAACAUGUGAAUUGGUGGAGGAGCGGUUGAAGAUGUUGAACGAUCCCGCGCCUCUUAGCAUCUUGCCUAUUUACAGUCAGAUGCCGGCUGAGCAACAGGCAAAGAUUUUCGAAAGAGCGGCCCCAGGCGUUCGUAAGGUGAUCGUGGCCACAAAUAUUGCGGAAACCAGUUUAACCGUUGACGGUAUCAUGUUUGUCGUGGAUUCGGGAUACUCGAAGCUGAAGGUUUACAACCCACGUAUGGGUAUGGAUACCCUGCAAAUCACACCAAUCUCCCAGGCCAAUUCGAAUCAAAGAUCUGGACGAGCCGGACGUACAGGUCCAGGAAAGGCCUACCGCCUCUAUACCGAAACUGCCUACAAGAACGAGCUGUACAUACAGACAAUUCCUGAAAUUCAGCGCACGAGUCUCGCAAACACUGUGUUGCUGUUGAAAUCACUCGGAGUUAAGGACCUUAUGGACUUUGAUUUCAUGGACCCUCCGCCCCAGGAAACAAUUUCCACCUCUCUCUUCGAGCUUUGGUCUCUUGGAGCUCUGGACAAUCUGGGAGAACUGACGGCACUCGGACGUCGCAUGACGCCGUUCCCUAUGGAUCCCCCUCUUGCUAAGCUCCUUAUCAUGUCUUCCGAAGAGUACGGUUGUAGUGAGGAGAUGUUGACGAUUGUCUCCAUGCUUUCAGUACCAAACGUCUUCUAUCGCCCCAAAGAGCGACAGGAGGAGUCCGACUCAGCCCGCGAGAAAUUCUUCGUCCCAGAAUCUGACCAUCUCACUUUACUUCAUGUCUAUUCCCAAUGGAAGUCCAACGGUUACUCCGAUGGCUGGUGCACCAGACACUUCCUUCAUGGAAAGACCCUGCGACGUGCAAAGGAAGUCCGUGACCAAUUGUAUGAUAUUAUGAACCAACAGAAAAUGAACCUGGUCAGCUGUGGUACAGACUGGGAUGUUAUCAGGCAAUGCAUUUGCUCAGGUUUCUACCACCAAGCCGCGCGCGUCAAGGGAAUCGGCGAGUUCAUCAAUCUGCGUACCAGUGUGACGAUGGCUUUGCACCCAACUAGCGCAUUGUACGGUCUUGGCUACGUUCCGCAAUAUGUCGUUUACCAUGAGUUGAUUUUGACUGCGAAGGAAUACAUGUCCACUGUGACAGCAGUCGACCCACAUUGGCUUGCCGAACUUGGUGGUGUUUUCUACUCCGUCAAGGAAAAGGGUUACUCUCAACGGGAUCGACGUGUCACGGAACUCGAAUUUAACAAGCGCAUGGAAAUUGAAGAGCAAAUGGCUGCAGACCGUGAGCGUGCCGCGACUUUAAAACAACGCGAGGAGGAACGCAAUGAUCCUGCUCGACGGAAGAGAGAGGUUGAAGUAGGUGUUGGAUCUGCGGUGCGACGUCCAGUUGUCAAGAGGCCUGGCAAGGUUGGAGGUCUCACUGCGUCUUCUUCAUCUCGCCCUGGCGCUAGCUCUGGAGGUAGCGUGGUGAAGAAGCCCCAGAUACCCAGACGACCCGGACGUACUUUUUAA